UGGGCGUGGCCAGCGCGCGGGCGGGGGACGGAACAUGUCUCCCGCCGCAGGAAGAUGAGGCAGCGGUGGCGCCCGCGGACGUAGCGGGCCGGACAGAGCCGACCGGACGCGGCAACCGGCACCGCGUACUCUCCGUACGCCUCCUCCUCCAGUGCCCCGACCGCACACGGGCACGCGGGGAGGGUCCCAGGCCACGCGCCGCCAACGCGCGACCCUCGGGGUCGGCGGGCACCCCUUUGUCGGGGCGGGGGGGCCGUACGUGCGCCGCUUCCCGUGAGCUGCGGGCCGGUCCGCGCUGAGCAGCAGGGCCAUCUCUAGGACUGAGGUACCCACCUUGGCCCCUGAGCCCACCAUUGCAGCUGGAGAAUGAACCAGCCGCAGAGGAUGCCACCGGUGGGCACCGACAAAGAGCUCAGUGACCUCCUGGACUUCAGCAUGAUGUUUCCGCUGCCAGUGGCCAAUGGGAAAGGCCGGCCCACCUCCCUGGCUGGCACCCAGUUUGGAGGCUCAGGUCUGGAGGACCGGCCCAGCUCAGGCUCUUGGGGCACUGGCGACCAGAACAGCUCCUCCUUCGACCCCAGCCGGACCUACGGUGAAAGUGCCCACUUCAGUGAGUCCCAUGGCAGCCUCUCUUCAUCUACAUUCCUGGGAGCGGGACUUGGAGGCAAGGGUGGCGAGCGGAGCACAUAUACUGCCUUCGGGAGAGAUGCAAGUGUUGGGGGCUUGACUCAGGCUGGCUUCCUGCCCAGUGAGCUGGCCCUCAGCAGCCCCGGGCCACUGUCCCCCUCAGGCGUCAAGAGUGGAUCCCAAUAUUACUCUUCCUACCCCAGCCAUGCUCGGCGGAGAGCUGCGGACAGCAGCCUUGAUACGCAGCCCAAGAAAGUCCGGAAGGUGCCGCCAGGUCUUCCAUCCUCGGUGUACCCACCCAGCUCAGGUGAUGACUACGGCAGGGAUACCACCCCCUACCCAUCUGCCAAGACCCCCAGCAGCACCUACCCGGCACCCUUCUACAUGGCAGAUGGCAGCCUGCACCCCUCAGCCGAGCUCUGGAGCCCCCCAGGGCAGGCGGGUUUCGGGCCCAUGCUGGGUGGGAGCUCAUCUCCCCUGCCCCUCCCACCAGGUGGCGGCAGCUCCGUGGGCAGUGGUAGUGGCGGUGGGUUUGGCGGCCUGCACCAGCACGAGCGCAUGGGCUACCAACUGCACAGUGCGGAGGUGAAUGGUGGGCUCCCAGCUGUGUCCACUUUCUCAGCCCCCACAGCCACCUAUGGCAGCGUUGCCAGCCACACUCCUCCUGUCAGUGGGGCCGAAAGUCUCAUGGGCUCCCGAGGGACCACAGCUGGCAGUUCUGGGGACGCCCUUGGGAAGGCGCUGGCCUCGAUCUACUCUCCGGAUCACUCAAGCAAUAACUUCUCGUCUAGCCCUUCGACCCCCGUGGGUUCCCCACAGGGCCUGGCAGGGUCAUCGCAGUGGCCCCGAGCAGGAGCCCCCGGUGCCUUAUCUCCCAACUAUGAUGGAGGUCUCCAUAGCCUGCAGAACAAGAUGGAAGACCACCUGGAUGAGGCCAUCCACGUGCUCCGUAGCCACGCCGUGGGUACCUCGGGUGACGUGCACGGGUUACUACCCAGCCAUGGAACACUGGCCUCAGGCUUUGCCGGCCCUAUCAUGCCACUGGGUGGGCGGCACACCAGCUUGGUUGGAGGCAGCCAUUCCGAGGAUGGCCUUUCGGGCAGUGGCAGCCUCAUGCACAACCAUGUGGCCCUCCCCAACCAGCCCAGCGCCCUCCCCGACCUCUCUCGGCCACCUGACUCCUACAGUGGACUUGGUCACAGGGGCACCGCCUCAGGUACCAGUGAGAUCAAGCGGGAGGAGAAGGAGGAUGAGGAGAAUGUGUCAGUGGCCGACAACUCAGAGGAGGAGAAGAAGGAGCUGAAGGCCCCCAGGAUCCGGACCAGCCCGGAGGAGGACGAGGACGACCUUCUCCCCCCAGAGCAGAAGGCUGAGCGGGAGAAGGAGCGCCGGGUGGCCAAUAACGCACGAGAGCGGCUGCGGGUCCGAGACAUCAAUGAGGCCUUUAAGGAGCUGGGGCGCAUGUGCCAGCUGCACCUCAACAGUGAGAAGCCCCAGACCAAACUGCUCAUCCUGCACCAGGCCGUGUCGGUCAUCCUGAAUCUGGAGCAGCAGGUGCGAGCACUGUCGCUUGUACUGGAGCUGGGGCUCUGGCCCACCCUGCACUGUCCCCUCAGCUCUCAGGUUUCCGCAUCUGCACUUGGUGUGGGCAUCAUGCCGUGUGUGUCCCCUGCAUCCUCUUCUCUGCUCUCUGACUUCUGCGCUCUUCCCCCACCCAGCCUGUCCGUCUCUGCUUCCACCGGCAGCCCCUCCUUACCUCGCACUUGCUGCCCAAGCACCGGAUGGCUAGUAGCGACCUCAGGCCCUUUCUUCCCUCAAAGCCACCUGUGGAGACUUGAGGGAUGAAAGGGGACCGAGGAGCACCAGCCUCUGGGCCUGGCUGUCAGUUUGGUCUGCGCGCUUGUCCUGGGCUCCGGGGCCAGCAGGCAGGGUGAGGGCAACAGCCCCCCAGCACAGGAGCAGGACAGGGCACCGGAGGUCCAGGUUCCUGCAUCUCGGGCACACACCAUGUGCCGGGCCUUCAUUUGUCUUCAGCUGAGUGUGGCAGGUGUCCUGAUUUCAGUUAGCCCCAGUCCUUCCCAGAAAGAUACAGGCACAGAGUGAGGUCACUUAGCAAAGCCACAUGGCCACCAGCUCCUCGGGCCUGGGCUGAGUGUAGACCACUGGGUGGGCAGGUGUCUGUGCUCCCAUUCUAGAUUCUUAUGUGGGCAAUGGGCUCAACUCGGUGCCUGGCACACACAGUGCUCCAUAAAUUGGAGCCACCACUGAGGUCCUAAGAGCGGAGGCCCCAGGCCCAGGGAGCUAACUCUCCCACCAGAGUCGGACCUAUGGGCAGGGUUCAUGGUGGGCACUCCAGGGCCAGCUGUCAGGGCAGCCAGAGUCUAGUGCGGAGGUCUUGGAGGGUGUGAACUGGUUGGCUCCUUGUGGGACUGAGUGUCCUGAACCAUUCCCCAGCUCUAGAGGUCUCCCCAGGCCUUUGCCUACUGUAGCAGUCUCCUGAUCCCCUCCCACCCGGCUUCUCAAGCCAGGCAGAACCAGCCCUCCCUCACCCAGGAGGUGACUGCUCUGAAUGGGGAAGGUCGUCAUCCCAGGAGGGGCACCUGGCCUAUCCUGGGGUAUGUGGGAUGGGCAAGCGGUAGAAGGAAAUCAAGGCCCACCUCCAUUCCCAUGGAGCCUCCUGGGGACAGCUGGGCUUUGGCCAUGUCUCUUGAGCAUGACCACACACACACAGCCUUGCCUGGAACUGGUCACAGGCACACUGCUUAUGGUUUCCAGUCCAGGAACACACUUUCAUGGACAUGAGCAUGCACACACCAGGCACACCCACUUACCCUAUGGUGUCCACAGACCUGCCCCUGCACUGCUGUGUACACGCCCCCACAGACACAAACACAGAGCCAAUGGGUGCCCUCUCCACAACCUGGCCCUGCUCACCCACCUGCCCACUGUUCAGCCAACCCCUGCCCCCGCACAUAACUAACAGAGGCCCUGGUGCU
Molecule: messenger RNA, 3623 nt
Organism: Myotis myotis
Lineage: Eukaryota; Metazoa; Chordata; Mammalia; Chiroptera; Vespertilionidae
Gene: TCF3
Product: transcription factor 3
Exons: 19
Coding region: 367-2472 (701 amino acids)
Biological process (GO): immunoglobulin V(D)J recombination; regulation of transcription by RNA polymerase II
Cellular component (GO): transcription regulator complex
Molecular function (GO): DNA-binding transcription factor activity, RNA polymerase II-specific; protein dimerization activity; RNA polymerase II cis-regulatory region sequence-specific DNA binding
Source: RefSeq, a predicted model, not a curated record